Prosopis cineraria is the source of this 2244-nucleotide messenger RNA. RefSeq names its product protein SIEVE ELEMENT OCCLUSION B-like. Gene Ontology annotation, biological process: phloem development. The transcript is spliced from 8 exons. NCBI's taxonomy places the organism in Eukaryota, Viridiplantae, Streptophyta, Magnoliopsida, Fabales, Fabaceae. Bases 36 to 2024 code for a protein of 662 amino acids. The record is from RefSeq and is a predicted model, not a curated record.
GGUCUUUCUGCUUUUGGAAAACCAGUGAGAAAGUGAUGGAUCAGCUUCAAGCAAGUUCUUCGAUAAUCCCUUUCGACUCUACAGAAACAACCUCGGAGGAGAACCCAUUUACGGCACCCGAUGAAAAGAUCUCCGAACUCAUCAUCGGAAUCCAUGACGCCAUCGGCGCCAAGUGCGACGUGGAACAACUUUUCAACGCUGUGUCCAACGUUAUCAAGAGCUCUGUUAAUAUCAGUAACCUCGAGCGUCCCAAGAAUGCUGAGCUUGUGGAAGACACAUGCGAUUUUAUGCCACCUUUCACUACCCUCAAAGAAAUUGCCUGUGAGAUGACAUGCAAGCAUUUUAACAAAUCUACAGCACACCAAACAAUCGUUGCCAUUCUGGAGAAACUAAGAAGCUAUACAUGGGACGCCAAGGCAGUGAUAGCUUUGUCAGCUUUUGCAUUGGACUAUGGGGAAACAUGGCGUCUCUCUCACAUGAAACUUGCAGAUAAAAACACUGUUAAGCUUCACAUCUUCAAGCUGGGAGAAGAAGAAGAGUCUAAUGAAGAUCACAUAAACCUCAUCAGAACCUCAGUGGAAGAUACUCUGAAACUGAUUGAAUAUAUCAUCGAGUUGGAGAAGACGAGAGCUGAUCUCAAAAUUUGUGUCAGAAGGAACGUCCCAACUCUGCAAGCUACCCCUCGAGAACUUUACACUUACUGGGCAAUCCUCGCUCUUCUUGCUUGUGCCAAUCAAAAGUUUGAACUGGACUGGGACAUGAGAUCGGAAGUUUUCAAAAUGCUCAAGUUUGCUGUCACGCGUGUGAAUGGAGAUUUGACUAGGAUUAGAGAAGAAAUAGCUUCAACAAGAGAUCUGACUUGGCGAUUGGAGGUGAUUAACUCUCCUUCUGGAAUUUUGCAGCUCUUGAAGGCUCUUAUCUUCCAUGAGGACACUCAAGUUCAACAACUUGAAAUAUUUGAGUAUACUUCUGAAACACAGGCCAAGCCGGUUGGUGCGAAUGAGCUAAAGCGAAAGAAUCUUUUGUUGUUCAUUUCUGGCCUUUAUAACAUCGAGGAACAUAUCUCAGUUCUAACAUCAAUCCAUGGUGAAUUAAAAAUAAAGAACUAUCAAAUUCUGUGGAUUCCAAUGGGAAACAAGUACGAUGAAGCAGAGAAGAAGGAGUUCAAUGAAAGAAGAUCAAAGAUGGCAUGGUACGUGCUACAAGAUCUGUUUGAGAUAAAAGGUCGAAAGCUAAUGGAAACUGAGUGGCAUUACAUGGGAAAGCCUAUGGUGGUGGUGGUCAACACAAGAGGUGAAGUAGUCCACAUGAAUGCACUGUAUAUGAUAUCCACAUGGAAGAUGGAAGCUUUUCCAUUUCGAACUGAGACAGAAGACAAGCUCUUCCAAAAUUGGAAGUGGUUUUGGAAGCCUAUAACCACAGCAUAUAAGCAGGUCACAAAAUCAAAGCUGAUUGAUGAGAAAAACAAUUACAUCCUCAUCUAUGGAGGGACAGACACUACUAUUAUUCAAAAGUUUGAUUCACUAAUAAAUGGCAUAAAAAAGGCUUCCAUUGGUGUUAAAGAUUUCAACCUGCAAAAGGCUUGUGGGAAUGAAAUAUCAGAGUUUUGGAAGAGCAUCAACAUCUUGUUCUUGAGCAGAGUUCAGAGGGAGAACUAUGAGCAUGACAGCAUUCUCAGAGACAUUCGAACAGUAUUGUCCUUCGAGAAUCUCAAGGGAUGGGCAAUUCUAAGCCAAGGCAAGAAAGUUUUGGUCCUAGGCGAUUACAAUGUGAUGAUUGAGGCAUUACAAAUAUUCAAAGGGUGGAAAGUGAGUGACCAGAAACAAGAGUUUGUAGAUUACUACAAAACUACGAAGGUGGAAUCAGCUGGUUCUCCUUGCCAUGAGAUUGAGCUGAGCAAUGUUAACUCAAGGAUUCCGAUUUCCAUGGCUUGCUCCGAGCCAUCUUGUCAUCUUAGUAUGGUGAUUGACGUUGUCAAGUACAAAUGCUGCCAUGGACAAGCAAGUGAUGUGAACCAAGCAUGAAGAAGAAUGGCUAUACAUCAUAAAUAAACUCAUGUGUGUGAUUAUUAAUGCACCUUAAUUAGUUUGUUGUUGUGCAUGUGAUGCUACUUCAUCACCCUGUGUGAUUCUGUGUGUCUCGUAUCUUCUAUUGUAUGAUUUUAUUGUGUUGCUGUUACUUGUGAGGCUUUGGAUAUGCAUAAUAAUGUAUCCUUCAUUAAUAAAUGAUUAAUGAGUGACCUAC